AUACACAGCCAAGUUAGCGGUUUCCUUAUUAAGGGAUUGCAAUGGAUUUACACUCCUAUGAAGAUUGGGGUCCUAGCGUAUAUCUAGCCAUAGUAAUAUACGGUUCACAAGGGAAACUUUUCGCUUUGAAUCAAGGGUGGCAAGACAUCGGAGAAAGAGCGUUCGAGUGAGGGAGAGAAGGGAUGGGUAACUGUGCAUCCGACGUGAAAGGCGGCAAGCAGGCGGUAGGAGGCGGCGGCGAUGGAGGCCACCACCGGGCCCAGGCUCUCGGCGGCGGUGGAGGUGAGGGCAAAAACGACGCAGUAGAUUUUUUCUUCCGGACCAAGGGAAUGCGCCCUCUAGGCUGCCAAAUUGAGCUAUCUCUAUCAGCCUCAAACCUUCUCGAUCGUGACAUCAUGUCUAAGAGUGAUCCCAUGGCGGUAGUUUAUUUAAAGAAAAGGGAUGGGACCCUUCUAGAAGUUGGGCGUACUGAAGUGAUAAUGAACAGUUUGAAUCCUGCUUGGAUUCAGAAAAUUAAUAUGAUGUACCAGUUCGAGAUUGUUCAACCAUUGAUAUUUCAUAUCUACGAUGUGGACUCAAAGUACCACAAUUUACCUGUGAAGACGCUAAAGUUGAAGGAUCAAGAUUUCCUCGGUGAAGCCAAUUGUGUUCUCUCUGAGAUUGUUACCAAACCAAGUCAGAGGUUAACCUUGAACAUACACCAUAGAGAUGGGCGUGGCUCAAAUAAUUUGGGCACACUUACAAUCCUUGCUGAAGAACCAGUUAUUUCGAGGAGUGCAGUGGAAUUGACACUGAAGUGUACAAAUCUCGACAAAAAGGACUUGUUCUCCAAAAGUGAUCCAUUCUUGAUAAUAUCUAGGAUUGUUGAAGCUGGAGGUUCUAUUCCUAUCUGCAAGACAGAAGUUCUGAACAACAACUUAAAUCCCAUAUGGAAGCCUGUGUGUCUAUCUGUUCAACACUAUGUGAACAAGGAUAAUCCUCUAAUCAUCGAGUGCUUUGACUUCAACAGCAGUGGGAAGCACGCCCUCAUUGGAAAAAUGUACAAGACAGUGGCAGAGCUUCAAAGUCUUCAUGGCAGUAAAGCUGGAGCAAAUUUUAUCUCACCACCUUCUGGUCUCCGGAAACAAGAAAAGCUUUCGAAGGUUGAACUGUUUGUGGAAAAUUUCAUUGAGAAGCAACUCUACAGCUUUCUUGAUUACGUUUCUAGUGGAUUUGAGCUUAACUUCAUGGUUGCUAUUGAUUUUACUGCUUCAAAUGGAAACCCUCAAACUCCCUCUUCUCUACAUUAUAUUGAUCCAUCAGGAAAUUUAAAUGCGUACCAGAGGGCCAUUACAGAGGUUGGAGAGGUCAUACAAUUCUAUGAUUCGGAUAGAUGUUUUCCUGCAUGGGGCUUUGGUGGAAUGACUUAUACUGGUUCGGUAUCUCAUUGUUUCAAUUUAAAUGGAAAUCCAAGCACGUCUGAGGUAGACGCCUAUUCUAUAAAGUUAGAGAUCUUUUUUCUUGGGUCAGGUUCAUGGUGGUUUAAUUUGUCAAAGUCAGGAACCUGGAUAAGUGGAUAACGAAGAAAAAGAAGAAUCUUUUCCUUUUAUUUUGUAUUCUCUUUUUAUUCACCCAAAUCUUAGUGCAUUUGAGAUAUUCAUGUUCUUCAUAUGCUUUCCAUGAAUCAUGGUUUGGUCUAUUAACUUCUAGACACCGACCUCAACAUAGUUGAGUUAAGGUAUGGCAAACAGGUGAUGAUGAGGGGUUUGAGCUAAAUGAUUGGGUUUUUGUUUGAACACUCUUGCUCUUGUAGGGGGCAGCAAAACCCUGGCCUUUUCUUUUUGAAUAAGACUGCAUAAAACAAUAUUAUCAUUAGCAUUGAUGCACUAAAUUUUCCCCUUUCUCAGGUUCAAGGGGUAGAUGGAAUCAUGAAUGCGUAUUCAAGUGCUUUGCACCAUGAUGGAAUCAUUACCGACCCUCAAGAAACUAAAGAUGCUAUUGUAAGGGCAUCUGACCUACCACUUUCAAUUCUUGUCGUUGGAGUUGGCACUGCAGAUUUUACACAAAUGGAGAUUCUUGAUGCUGAUAAUGGAAAACGACUGGAGAGCUCCACGGGAAGGAUAGCUACAAGAGACAUUGUGCAGUUUGUUCCAAUGCGUGAUGUGCUUGCAGGGCAAGUCUCAGUGGUGCAGGCCCUAUUGGAAGAGCUUCCAGGGCAGUUCUUGACUUACAUGCGUAGUAGAGACAUUAAGCCCCUGAAUGUCACCUCUUAGAGUUUAAGGGAGAAAAUAUUGUUGCAUACAAUAUUCUUCUGAAUUUGGAAAAUUGAUCCAUUUCACGUGUUAAUACUAUUGUUAAACGUACAAACGGUACAAUACACCCUUUAUGGCUUGCACUAUAGGGUAGGGCACC
Cuscuta campestris is the source of this 2391-nucleotide messenger RNA. Lineage: Eukaryota; Viridiplantae; Streptophyta; Magnoliopsida; Solanales; Convolvulaceae. The record is from the annotation of a GenBank genome assembly.